This is a messenger RNA of Protopolystoma xenopodis, 453 nucleotides long. NCBI's taxonomy places the organism in Eukaryota, Metazoa, Platyhelminthes, Monogenea, Polystomatidea, Polystomatidae. The record is from the annotation of a GenBank genome assembly.
AUGGAUAUAGGCUGGAAAAACCGAUCAACCGGCGCCACUUUGAUGAAUAUGGACAGUAGUCGGUCGCACUCAAUCUUCACCAUUUACAUGGAAAUGGUGACCAACGAGCAGGGUCCUACGAGCGCUUCUGAAAGAGAGCAUUUGCGCGCCGGCAAGCUCAACCUUGUCGACUUGGCUGGCUCGGAGAGGCAGGCGAAAACAGGAGCCACCGGAGAUCGUCUCAAAGAGGCAACCAAAAUCAAUCUGAGUUUGUCGGCGCUCGGAAACGUGAUAUCGGCUCUUGUCGACACUCGAGUAAAGCAUGUACCCUACCGAGAUAGCAAGUUAACUAGGCUUUUACAGGUACGUUGCGAACAUAAAAGUGGGUACGAAAAUCGUAUAUACCAAUUGAUUGAGUUUGGAAGCUAUCAUCAGAUUUGGAAUAAGAGCCAUAGUUUACAAUACCAAUACUGA